AUGGACCAAUAUCCCUUUUACUCGGGCCACCCCUCACAGCAGCAGAACUUCGCACUCUAUGGACUCCCCACCCCCACGCAGAACAACCACGGCGAUGAGAUGCAAGGACCCUUCGAUCCUCUGGUUUGUGCCCCUCUCAACUCGCCGGUGCCGUCAGAAUCCAAAACGGGAGCUGCAGCCGCUAACCGUCCAUCCCAGAAUUACCAACCUCCCUUCGACCCAUCCUUCAAUCCCGCCGCAGCACAAUUUGGCGGCAGCCUGCCCCAGUCCCCGCCGGACUCGUACACGAAACACUCCGUCACAAGCGGCGAACACCCCACCGGCAAUAAUUACCCAGGGUCCAUCGAAAGUCGCGAUGAAUUCGCCGUGCGGAGCAGCAGCGAAGAGAAGGAGAAGGAGGCGCUGGGCUUCGGAGUGACGCCCGCGCAGAGUAAGCGCAAGGCGCAGAAUCGGGCUGCCCAGCGAGCCUUCCGCGAACGUAAAGAACGGCACGUCCGCGACCUCGAAGACAAAGUCUCUUCCCUGCAACAAGAGUCCUCGACUUUACUCGCCGAUAACGAGCGCCUAAAGCGCGAAGUCGCGCGGUACAGUACCGAGAACGAGAUCCUGCGCGCGACGACGCACUCUUCCACGCCCGGCCCCAACGUCAACGCCGACGAGCAUCGAAAAACCAAGGACCGCGAGGCCGCGCAGACCGGACCCAUGACUUACUCGCCCACGGACUUCUACAGCGACCUUGUUCCUGCGGGGCAGUCGGCGCGAUUACACCGGGUGACGUACUGUAGUCAAACGGGCGAGCGGCUGCUCGAUGCGGGUGCGACGUGGGAUCUGAUUCAGGGCCAUGAGAUGUUCAAGAAGGGGCUCGUGGAUAUUGCGGGGGUGACGAGACGGUUGAAGAGUAGUGCGCAGUGUGAUGGGCAGGGACCGGCAUUUCGGGAAUGUGUUGUUAGACGAGCCGUUGAGGAGAGUAUUCUUGAGCAUUCGGAUGAGUUGUUGUGA
This is a messenger RNA of Aspergillus mulundensis, 999 nucleotides long. RefSeq names its product putative bZIP transcription factor (Fcr3) (gene rsmA). The record is from RefSeq and is a predicted model, not a curated record. Gene Ontology annotation, molecular function: DNA-binding transcription activator activity, RNA polymerase II-specific; transcription cis-regulatory region binding. The transcript has 2 exons. The coding region runs from base 1 to 999 and encodes 332 amino acids. Gene Ontology annotation, cellular component: RNA polymerase II transcription regulator complex. NCBI's taxonomy places the organism in Eukaryota, Fungi, Ascomycota, Eurotiomycetes, Eurotiales, Aspergillaceae.